AUAAAAACCACCGCUCUCGUCACAAGUUCACUUCAAAAAGUAAGCAUCGUGAUUGUGACGACGGUGGCGCUCAAUUUUCAUUCCAUGGUGUGUUUGUGUGUAUAUAACGAUGAUACCAGGUCGAGCUCCUCUUUGGGUUUCAUAGAAUCUCAUCUUAGUACGUCUCCAUCUUUUGAGCUUGAAUGUCGAAUGGUUUCUGGAGAUGUUAAGUGCAUCACUUCAUUAAGUUUCCCUUCGUCUUGUCGAGGAAUCGUGGAAGUUGACAGAUUGGCUGAGAGACGGUGAGGUACAAAGCGAGAGCUUUCAACAAGUCCAAUAGAUCAUGAUUUCUACUGCUUAAAGAAUUGGAUGGUUAUACAAGGACGGUUCAAAAGGUUCGUGAAGAGGCAGACAAGAAGGAGGGGACACAAUAAUCGUUUGAGAGUCAACUUACUUGUAUGAACUAGAUCCUGUUACGCGAGUAUGAACAUCAUCACAAUGGAAGCUGUACCAAGGACAUUAAUCCUUCUGAGCGUGGUCUUACUCUGGCAGUGUAGCUUCUCCACGGUAGAAUCUCGUCCCCUUCAUCCCAAGAAACAUACCGCAUCGCCUUUCAAGCAUCGUCAACACCACUCAAACGCUAACAAAAAUGCCAUCAUGCAUCCACUUAACCCCGCUUCUUUACGCGAGCUAGCUUUUGGUUCCCAUAAGUCCGCCCGAGAGAUCCUACCCUUCCCUCUACCACCAGUGCAGAAGCAACCAAGCAACCGGCAUCAUAAACCAACAUGGGGUGCUUUUAAUCCUGUGGCGCCGGUUGAGAGCCAUACUGAUGAGGGUGCGUUUGGUCCCGUCGUGGAAGCUCCCGUCCCUGAACCUGCUAGCCUAGACGUGGAAGGCUUUGUUCCUUGGGUUCCUCAUGGGACCACGCAUCCGGUUAAAGAUGUAGGCCCAGAUGGAGUCUUUGGAGGACCUAUCAAAGCUACAGGGACCAAGACAGUGGAAGACAGCGGGUUCGGAGCAUGGGGUGCUUUCAAACCUGUUCAUCAUGCCCCAGCAGAAGAAGAUGAAGGUUUUGGAGGAAACAGCAGAACAGCAGGGGGAACCAGCAAAGCCAUUCACAUUGUUCCUGGACAAGCGCCACACGUCAUUGACGAGUCCCUGGGACCAGACGCGUUUGGAACCUUCGUAUCCAGCUCUGAUGAUACUGCUGAAGACACCUCCGAUGGUUGGUUUAUGUCUUUUGUUCCCUACCCUGAACCUGUACGUGACCAGGAACCAGUCGACACAGAAUCAUCAUCGUCAUCAGCGGCCUUCGCAGAUAUGUGGGGAUUAUUCAGGGACAGGAAAAGAGGAUGCGACAGUAGUAUUGAAGGGCGUUCGUGCUCUAGCAACGCCGAUUGUCAUGGCUGCAACAGGACGUUUCAUUGCUCUACCAAUCACAGGUGUCAGAGAGUAUAACGUGCACCCCUUCUCCAAGACCUCCUUCGAAGACCUCACCCCCUCACAACCUCCGACAUUUCCCCCACACCCCGUCAGGAGUUGGAUGCCUUUACAGGAAAAGAAAGGUAGCGAAAGUAAUGCUUUUACGCGUCACACGAAACGAGUUUCAAGUUUCUUUACAUUCACUUUGUACGUCUUGACUCCAGCCGAAAUGAAGUAGUGAGUACCGCCCAUGAACAGUUCUAGUUCGUUAAAUAGUAGGUCGAUAGGUUGAAAAACAAAAUCCGCCGUAUUGAGUUCUAAUAGUUUGAUUAUUCACGUCCAAUAAAGGUGGCAGAAUGAAACUCCACCGAUCAAGGAUCGUAUAACGUUAAGAGCUGAUGUAGAGGGCUAUAGGGUACAGCUGACUGGUAAGCGAACCAACAUCAUGUGAUGCACUGGACUUGGUAGACUUUCAUCUACAACGACUAUACAGAUAAUGUGUCCAGGUCGGAAGCAGAUGUCCUUACCAAACAGUCUUAAAUUCUCGCAUUUGUUGUUUCUCACCUUAACACAUGAAUGGUAUCACUUUGUUCUCAGCACUUUGUUCUAACAUGGACAUCACUAACGUGCACAUGCAACUAAGGGCUACAGCGAUUGGUAGCCUACAGCCAGAUUACGACUCAUCGAACAAAGUUAUCUCUCAAUUCUUUAAACAUAUAGGCCUAUAACUAUUCAGAGGUUUGUCGCUGGUAGACCUAGCAAUGAUUUUGUAUUCUCUCGGAAGAUUCAACAAUCUUGUGGUAUCCAUUUAGAAUAAAUAUUGCAUUUAUCGGUGAGGACAAAAUUUACACUAGGAUAUCAAUUGAAUAUUGUAUUACACGUAUUUUCUUAUACACAUCAACAUCAUCUAUCAAGCUUAUAUUUCCUUUGUUAAAAAGCCAGUCACUAAGUUUAUACUCAUUAUUCUGAAGGCUCGAGGUUAGAUCCAGAUUUCUCAUGUGAUGUGUGAAAGUCAUAGAGUUAAAAACAGCGAUGAAUUGGCUCCACCCCCUUGACUACAUUUUCUAGGAUCUAAAGGCAUGUAUUAUCAAUUUCAAUUUAAGCACGUAGCACGAAGACGCAUAUUCAAACCUUGGAAAAGUAUAUAUCUGGGCCCCGUCUUACAAAGAGUUGAUAUCAAUCGCAACUAUUUACAUAAGAGAUAGGAGACUACAAACUUGCGAUUGAUUUGGAUCAAUCGCAACUCUUUGUAAGACGGGGCCCAGUACUGUGAUAUAGAAAGAAGUAUCCUUCUAAAUCUUUGUUGACUCAUUUAGAGUAUGUGUUUUCUUUUAAAGCUUGUAUGACAUUGCAUUCUUAUUCAGUCUUUUUGAUUUAGAGAAAAGAUGUUACAAUCUUCAAAUUCCUAAAGCAUAUCAAUUCAGUCAGUAAUAUACACUGUAUACAAACAAACAAUCAGUUGUCUAAUCUCUGCAGUUUUCUAAGUUCAGCUAGUAAGUGUCAAGCUUUUUAUUUUGCUUCCAUCAACAUUCGGUUCACUUAAAAAAUCAUUGUAUGUACAUCAUUGGUGAAUGGGUAGUUUAAGUUACUGUUUAAACAAAGUAUACAUUGGGUAAGACGGGUAUUAAGAUGGUUUUAUAUACUCAUGUCAGUAAUGCCUUUCGAAUGGGUUGUGGAUCCUAGUUGUAAAGCGUAUUAGUCUGAGAGUAAAAUGAGACGAGAGAAUAGAGAUAGAGUAAAGGUGAUGUAAAUUAGGUUUUAAUCAUGCGGUAUUUCUUUUUUAAUUUUUGGCCUUUCUAAAUUUGCAUUUGAAGAAUUGAACCUGGCUUUGAUUGUUAUACGUCCAUUCUUUGUAUAGUCCGUGUAAGUCUGUAAAUAUUAAAACUGCGCUCUGUUUCUCAAUUGGUUUAGGCCUACUUGAAUGUUGUUCAUACUGAUAAAAAGAAAUUUCAAGGUAGUUUUCUUAUUUACUGUUUUAGUAAACAGGUAAAUUAGUAUAUAGUUGAAUUAAAGAAAGUGGUUGAUAAUGAUAAUCACUUUUUUUACCACUCCUAUUCUGUCAUUUAAUCAAGAUAUUGAAAAUUUGCUUUUUUUGUUGUAAAUAAUUACUUCAAUGUGUUUUGGAAUUCUUCAGUACUAAAAAAUGUCCCUCCAGUAAAUGACAAAUGAUUUCUGGAUAAACAGGUAAGCCGUAUAUAUACUGAUCGUAUUUCAUCAGAAAACACUGAUCACGAAAAGAUUACUGGUUUGCGUUGGUGUCACACCUGCCAUCUGCGUUCAUGAGCUCAAUGCUGACAUGAUGAAAUUUGGUAGUAACGAAUCAAACCGAAAAGUUCAACAAUGUAUAAACGUUGCGUUAGGCAAGUAAUUUUCAUUUAUGCAUUUCUAAAACUUCAAACAUAUGUGAUUGAGUAUCAGUAGAAAUUUCUUUAAAAUUUGAUACGUUUGAACACACAUGCUGAAAAGGGUAAUUGUUUCAUGUUUCCGAAGACAAUUGCUUAACAUGUAACACAGUUUGAUAGUACUAUGUUCACAAGCUAAUUUCGAUGUUUCAUUGUGCAAAAGUUCUUUCAUGUGUACAAUUGAGCUCUUAUGUCAAAUGUAUCUGUAUAUUAAAAGAAGGAUUUUAUCUUAAUUGUGUUCUAUUGCA
Messenger RNA from Strongylocentrotus purpuratus (purple sea urchin), 4051 nucleotides. RefSeq lists its product as uncharacterized. Bases 463 to 1437 code for a protein of 324 amino acids. The transcript has 3 exons. Lineage: Eukaryota; Metazoa; Echinodermata; Echinoidea; Camarodonta; Strongylocentrotidae. The record is from RefSeq and is a predicted model, not a curated record.